This is a messenger RNA of Ananas comosus (pineapple), 1278 nucleotides long. RefSeq names its product acetyl-coenzyme A synthetase, chloroplastic/glyoxysomal-like. Gene Ontology annotation, biological process: acetyl-CoA biosynthetic process. The transcript has 6 exons. Lineage: Eukaryota; Viridiplantae; Streptophyta; Magnoliopsida; Poales; Bromeliaceae. Gene Ontology annotation, molecular function: acetyl-CoA synthetase activity. The annotation marks the transcript as partial. The record is from RefSeq and is a predicted model, not a curated record.
UGCGUCAUCAUAAUCUCCGCUGCCGCUUCCUCCGGAGUUCGCUGCUUCGCUGCCGCCACCUCAUAAAUACACUUGUAGUGAGAGCAAGAGAAAAACAGAAAAAGAAAAAAAGAGGGGGAGAGAGAGGUCAGAGGUGUUGCUUGCAUACUCGUCAAAGUGUUAUGCGUAGAUUUGUUUGUUUGAAAAUAUAUACAUAUAUAUAUAUAUAUAUAUAUUGAAGAUUUUGAUAUUUGUAUGGCGUUCGAUCAAACGCUGACGAUGGCCCCUCAUCAUCGUCUCUAUUUAUAUCGCUCACCUCGGAGUCCCGCCACUUCUUCCGAUCUCCCGCGUUCUUCGUCGUCUUCGUCGUCUUCUUCGCCUCGUCUCAUAUUCACGAGGAGGAGCUCCUGCGGCGGCGGCGGAGCCAUGGCGGCGUCGGGCGCCGGCCACCGCCUCCGCCGCCGCGCGGAUGCGAUGUCGCAGUUGCCAUCGGCCGCGCGGAGGAUCGCCCACCACCUCAACGCCGUCGUCCGCGGCGACUCCCUCGCCUCCGGCGAGAGCGACCCCGCCGUCGUCCCCAGCCCCCUCUUCUCCCAACGCGCCCUCGUCUCCUCCCUCGAUCAGUAUCGAGAAAUGUAUAGGAGGUCGAUAGAGGAUCCUGCGGGUUUCUGGUCGGAGAUUGCCACCCAAUUCUACUGGAAAGAGACAUGGGAUCCGGAGGUCUAUGCAGAGAACAUUGAUGUAAGGAAGGGAGCCGUCAGCAUCGAGUGGUUCAAAGGGGCCAAGACGAACAUAUGCUACAAUGCAGUGGAUCGAAACGUCGAAGGACGAGAUGGGGGGAAGGUUGCUUUGUAUUGGGAGGGCAACGAGCCUGGUCUCGACGGUCGACUAACUUAUUCUGAGCUGUUGGACAGGGUUUGCCAGCUCGCAAACUACUUGAAACAUGUUGGUGUUGGAAAGGGGGAUGCGGUGGUCAUCUACUUGCCUAUGCUAAUGGAGCUGCCCAUUGCCAUGUUGGCAUGUGCUCGGAUCGGUGCCGUCCACUCGGUAGUUUUUGCCGGCUUUUCUGCGGAGUCGCUCACUCAAAGGAUAGCAGAUUGCAGGCCGAAAGUAGUUCUCACGUGCAAUGCCGUGCAAAGGGGCUCCAAAACCAUCUUUCUUAAAGAUAUUGUGGACACUGCUCUGGGUGAAUGUGCCAAGGACGGUGUCCAUGUAGGUCUUUGUCUGACAUACGAAAACCUGUCAGCCAUGAAAAGAGAAGAUACAAAGUGGCAGGAGGGAAGAGAUGUUUGGUGGCAG